GAAGAGUGAUUCUUUAACGUUAAUGUUGUACUCUCUGUGUGCAUAUCAUUUUCUCCUAGCUACAAGCAUGCCAUCUCCUAGCUCAUUGUACACAAGCAGUGACAACAUAAUUACCUAUCCCCAGUUGUUCAUAGUUGUUCAGGAAGAAGAAUUAUCUAAUAAUCCUGACUUCACGGAGCUCAUAUUUCAUGUCCGGUAACAAAUGAAUCGUUCGUAGACAAAAUGGUGUUGUCUCCGGCGCUCCAGGUGUCGGACUCGCAACUGAAGCAGUACGUUUCGCAUGUUGGUUCUGGCACCCAACUACCGACGCAGCUGCCCAGCUUGCUGAAGAAAACACACAAUUUAAGCAGGGUUUUUUUUACCAGGGUUCUAGUUCAAAAGCAAUUUUACUAGAACGCAUAACCAGGGAGGAUGUGGUGUCGUAAAAUAUGAUUUUUCGUUAAGGAAUGCGUGAUCUCUUGCAUGGUAAGAGAGAAUUUUGCUCUCUAUGUGACGAAUCGCAGGAACGUGCAACCUACAACUAGAAGUACUAGUUCACAUCCUCUUCUAAACAACGACUCGUUUCUGCGUAGCAAGGAAGGCAAAUAUGCCACGCGGCAGUCAAAAAAAAUCCGCUACGGAGGAAUCUCUGUCAACCAGUUGGAUAGGUGGAUUUCCUUAUUUCACAUCGUUCGAUGCAUACGAGGGCGAUAAUAACGUUAACAUUGAGGGAGAGCGAUGAUGCUAAGCUUAGUUUAUUUAAGGAACAAGCUGUAAUGGUAAUCUUCUGGUCAUCCUUAUCAAGUCUAACUCUCAUUUUCCACCACCUCCACAAAACUUUCAGGUCAAUGCCUGUCCCAGAUCCGGAAGGAAGACGCUUUGUUGGUGCGAAAACCCGGGAUAUAGAUGUCAACGUCUAUUUUCCCUAUAGCGGUGACAAUGUGAAAAUGAAAUUGGACCCUGAUCUAGCAGUCUCCGCACCAAGAACACCGGAUGCAUCACAUUUAUGAUGAAUAAACAUAAAGCGAUAGCACUAUAUCAAGUUGCAAAUAUGGUAAAGACUUGGGAUUAGAAGCUGAUUGCCAUGAUACAAGCUGAAGCUGUUGGUAAUGAAGAAUAGUAGACGAGCGUGCCUUGAUUAUUCAUCAACACAGUAACUAGCAGAUCCUCGCUACGACCCUUUUCAUCGUGCGAUAGGUUCAAAGCGUAUUGGGGAAAAGAUGCGGAUGCAAGAGGCUACGCUGCCGGACCACAACACGGCUCCGAGCCAACGCUACCACCAGCGAACCUCAAGGGCAAACUUAGUGCACUCACAGGGUACUGCAUCGUUUUCUUUGAAUACAUAUGAGUUCUACUUAGUCAGAAUUAUGUCAGCGGCCGGCCCAAAAUAUUUCAGGAUGUAGCUGUUCAGGUUUUGAGUGAGAACCUAGAUGUCGUUCAAAAAAUUACCACAGGGUGAACCGGCGAGAUAUCAAGCUGCUACACAUGCAAUCCAAGACUUUUUGCCGUGGCCCGAUGCCACUGAAUAUGUUUGGCAUACAGCAUGGGCAACAGGUGGAUUUCAUUGCGCAGAAAGUGAAUAGGAACACUUCAUUAGGCGAGGACGCAUCAAAGUUGACACAGAAGGAGAGAAUACAGCGGAACAAGUUCCUGCCAUCUCUAUCUAGUAGUGUGAAGAAACCGGCGAGCGAGCGAGACCCAGAAAGCAUUGGCGCCGUUCCGCCGUUUGAACCCCAUGACACACUAGUGCGCAAUGCGCGAAAGAAAAUCUGUGCAGACCCGCACCACAUCAUGCCGAAGUGGAGCAUAAAGGGCAAAGGUGAUUGAUUAAUUUUCCAGAUUAUAAUCACGUUAAGAGAGAUUCACAUGUUUCAACGUGCUCGUUAGCUCUGCUCAUCAAAUCAAAUGUCUGUGAAACCAUUAUGAGAUCAAGGAAAUCGAUACUGAAAAAGUUAUGCCCACUGGCCCUCUAUCCACAACGCUCUUGCAGGUCUAGGCGACACACAUACGCUCAAUAUGAGAAAUGCGGGAUAUGCUUCUGCGCAAAUCUACUAUUACGACUAUGGGCCCCAGCGCGCUCGCGGUUGUCGACCAGACGCAGUGGCGAAAAUACGAGAAACUUUCGAGAAGAAACGCGAUUUCAUGACCAGGCAGCAAGCGAGUCUAUCCUCACCUCAAAAGCUCGCUUCGACCGUGCGUACUACAGAAUCUACACUACGACCAGAUUGUACUUGAAGAAAUGGACAAGGGAGCACUUUGUUUUGCGAAGUGAAGUUCAUGAUGCUUGGAGAUAGAGAUGAUAAUUGUUGCCUUCUUUGUUGUAGCCUAUCAUCAAAGUACUUACAAUACAGGUGUCCUGAUGGGAAAGCCGCUAGGAUCGCGCGAGGUCUUCCGUGCCUGGAAGGACGCACAUGUAGAGCGAAUGAAUGAUAAGUCCGAGUUUCUACGCGCCGCCGGUGGAGGACUAGACGUGAGAAAGGCCGCUAAAGAUGCCAGGGAGCGAAGAAAAUUCGCUUUGGGGCAACAUAGCGCAACAGGAAAGCUGCCAGACAUAAACAUGACGAACCGUCUCUGGUAGAUCGGUAGGCCUUGGCCUUUCCGUCUUUUAGGAGAAACGCUUUUGAUUUCUUUGUGAUAAUGUGUGGCGCAGUAGCUGUACUUCUAGGCUUGCUGUCGAGUAGUAUCGUCAGGCACCUGUGCAGGAAAAUUAUUUGUACGACGGAAGCGCCGCUCGAGGUCUAAGAUUUCAUUGAUGUUUUCCACUGUGUUGGCUAUCGUCAUCAAUAAUGCUGCUAUGACAUGCAUAGGGGGCCGAUGGCGCAAUGAGCUGGUGGCAUGUACAGUAAAUAGAGAAAGGUGCUCGUAGUCAUACACGACAUGCUUAGCGAACGUCAUACAAAUUCUCUUUUGGAGCUCCCUACUUAGCAUGAUAGUUUACAGCAUAUUUAUGAUACAUUUACCACAUCCUAUUGUAAUAUACUUUUGGGUUCUGCAAAUAACAUGAGCUGCAGCUAAAACUUACAACUUACAACUAAACCGAAUCAUCAACAAUGAAUUACUCAUCCAAAAAUUCUGACACUAUCAUCAACGACCGACUUUCUUAUCGACUUCACUAUUGCAAAUAUCUUACUCACACAAGUUAGUAGCUUAAGAAUCCGCUUUUUCUGACCUUCUGACUUAUUCAAAAUGGGAAAUGCAAAAAGACAUAAUCCAUUAUCUCAAAUUAUCUACAUUUAUCUCGCUUGGAAAUCACAACAGAGAUAAUCGGAUUAUCUAUGCCUAUCUUCGUCGACGAAAAGAAACAGUGUAGUUUUAUGUAUCGAUCAGCAAAAGCAGAGUAACUAGUGGACUUUUAUGUACAAUAUGACUAGUUGAGAUAAUGUACUCUAUCCAUCGCUUAUUGAAACAGUUAAUGGAGCUCGUAACCAUAUUUAUCUACUUGUAUAGAAAUUUUUUGGAUCUUCAUGAUAAUGUAGUGAAGUCAGUCUCGUGCUUGCUGUUACGGUUUUCUCUGGUGCUUGAAGGAAAGGAUGAAUUGGAAGAUGGUUUCAUUCAUCUUUGUCACACACACGAGCUGAGGAACGAACGAGAUGUCAUUCUUCUCGUGUCAUAUGCAAGAGUGCUUUAUUUCAGGGCGCCCUAAGGAUAUUGGAGAAUCAAUUAGCUGUGGAUAGAACACUUGUGCAACCGGUACCAAAAGCACGUGCGCUGACUAAAAAUGGCUACGGACAGAUAUGACGAAGCGCGGUUGGUUUCAAAU
This is a messenger RNA of Amoebophrya sp. A25, 3739 nucleotides long. Lineage: Eukaryota; Dinophyceae; Syndiniales; Amoebophryaceae. The record is from the annotation of a GenBank genome assembly.